GUUGUACUGAUAUCAGUCGGAAAACGAUCGCGCUACCAGCAACAACACGCCACGACAACGCGCGCACGACCCAACACUCGAAUUAAUAUCCAAUAAGUUAACUUUAUAAAAAACAACAAAUUCAAAACUGGCCAGAAAGGCAAGCGCGCGUACGCUUAGUAUACCAGACAUAUAAGGCUGGCGAUCAGCGACAAUAACUGCAAGAGGACGAACUCUUGUAGAAGGCAAAACCACAACUAACCAACCUUUUUCGGUAGUGAAUUAAAUUGUGACAAUUCACGCGCGUGUGUGUGUGUGCUUGUGAGUGCGCGAUUUUAACGCAUAUAAAAAGAUGGCGGAUUCCACCACUUCAAUACCAACUUCCAAAGAGAAGUCAAAUUCAGUAUUUACACUGAAUGAUUUCAACUCACGCACCCAGCUAACCGAAAAGGCACAGCUUGGCGAUGAGUAUAACCCAGCGGAUCAUCGUGACCAAGUCAAGGGUCAAACGACAGGUGGCGCAUUAGCGCAUUUGUUGAAAAGCUCAUUAGGCACCGGUAUUCUGGCCAUGCCCAUGGCCUUCUACAAUGGCGGCUUGCUGUUCGGCAUGAUUGCCACGUUGGUGGUCGGCUUCAUUUGUACGCAUUGUGUGCAAAUAUUGGUUAAAACAUCGCAAGAUAUUUGCAAAGAAAUCAGAGUACCUGCCUUGUCAUUUGCUGAGACAGCCGAAAAGGUUUUCGAAAACGGACCAAAACGUUUGCGUUCAUGGUCGAAUUUUGCGAAGCAAUUCGUUGACGGCGGUCUGAUGGGCACAUACUAUGCCGCCGCUUGCGUUUACAUGGUGUUCAUUGCCACAUCAUUUCACGACGUGAUCAACUAUGACACCGGUCUUAAAUGGGAUGUGCGCAUUUAUAUUGCGAUUGUUGUAAUACCCUGCUUGGUAAUUGGACAAAUAAGGGAUUUAAAAUGGCUUGUACCAUUUUCAGCUAUGGCCAACAUAUUCAUUGUGGUCACAUUCGGCAUUGUGUUAUACUACUUAUUCAGCGAGCCUUUGGUGUUCGAAGACAAACCGCUGAUAGCGAAAGCCACACAGCUACCGCUCUACUUUGCGACUGUCAUCUUCGCCAUGGAGGGUAUUGGCGUAGUUAUGCCCGUCGAGAAUACGAUGAAGAACCCACAAAGAUUCCUUGGCUGCCCCGGUGUGCUCAAUACUGCUAUGAUUGUGGUAGUGUCAUUGUAUGCGGUAAUCGGUUUCUUAGGUUAUGCACGUUAUGGCAGCGAUGUGCUUGGCAGCAUUACUUUGAACCUGAAGGAGGGUGUACCUUUGGCUGACACGGCGAAAUUGUUGAUGGCCGUUGCCAUACUGUUCACCUAUGGACUGCAGUUCUACAUACCCAACGAAAUUCUCUGGAAAAAAAUUAGUCAUAAAUUUAACGAACAACAUCACAAUAGAACACAAAUACUUUUACGUACCGGUAUUAUAUUGAUUAGUGGUGGUGUUGCUGCAGCUAUACCGAAUCUGGAACCAUUCAUCAGUUUGGUGGGCGCCAUCUUCUUCUCACUGUUGGGCAUUUUUGCGCCCAGCGUGUGUGAGACGGUUUACUUGUGGCCCGAUCGUUUGGGCUGGUGCAAAUGGAAGCUCUACAAGAACAUUUUUUUGGCUGCCUUUUCGAUAUGCGCUCUGGUUGCUGGCUCAACAGCAAGUAUACAUGAAAUCAUCAAAUUGUACACGGAAUAAGUUUUAAGAUUAUUGCUAGUACUUAGUAUAAGUGUGAAAGUGUUUAGUUUUAGGAGUAUAUGUGCCAAACAAGCGCCAGUUAAGGUGCUUUAAGCAUAAAUUUUAAAUAGGAAUUUUAAUGUUUGUACAUACAAUAAUCCAUUGUUAAGUACCUGUGAUUUAAAUGUGUGAACGUGAUUCGCUUUUUAAGCAAAUUUAGUGCUUAAUGACAGUAUUUAGUUAAUAGCAAGUUUCGAAAAGGAGUUUAAAUUAAUCUGAAAAGCCUAGCCAAAGACUGUAUUGUUUCAGGCGUGGUCUUUGAGACGCUAUAUCACUGCUUGCAUGCUUUGUGCGUUGCUCUCUUUUCAAAAAAUUGCAUGUAAAUGCAACAACAAAGUUCUCGUGUUGAAUUCGUAUAAGAGAUAGUAUCAAGCCUCCCAAUUUGUUUCAUAUUUUAGAACAGUUUUACUAUUGUGAAUAGUUCAAUAGACAAAUGAAAACACAUACUAUUUUUUAAGACUUAAAAUCAAUUAUUAUUUGUUUUUUAGUAAACUAAGUGGUUACUAAAACGUUUUUUUGACGCAUAAAGCAGAAUUUAUCCACCAAGUAAUAAACCCAAGACAAGAGCGCAUGUGUGAAAAGUAGUUGGAACAUCUACGAUAGUUUGUUGUUCGUUCGAUUCGCUACUCUACAACGCUAGGCGAAUCGAAGACGCUUGAGCAUCACAGCGAGUAACUAAAAUGUCAAUAAUAAAAACUCUGCGAGAGUCCUAACAACCUUAACACGCUAAGUGUCAAAAAUUAUGAGAAUGCUAAUGAAAGCAUGAAACAGGUAGUAGGUCGUAAGGCAAAGGUUAGGUCGAACAGAAAUUUAUUUAUAUUUAUUUUUUGUAAAAAAGUUAAUAUAAUUAAUAAUUAUUAUAAUUGCUAUUUUAGAAACUUUGUCGUAUCAUCAAUAUUAGUUUAGCAUUUUCGUUAACUGUUUUGAAGAAGCAAAUGCGAUAUUAACUUUUAUCAAUGUAGUUAUUAAUUCAAAAUCACUGAAAAUAUAUAAGUUUUUUAAACAUUUAUGAACAGUUGGAUUAUUCACCUGUUAAUUUAAGCUAAUAAUAAUAAAUUUAAAAAAAAUUGUUAAAAAGUAUAUUUACUGUGGGCAAAAAAUAUUAAGACUUUAAGGGGGUAUUCUGGUCUAGAAGCAUGAAUUUCAGGUAAUUUUUAAAGUGUCGUAAAAAAAGGCAAUUAAUAUUUUUACUAUACAUUUUUUUAUUAGUUAUUUGUUAAUUUUAGAAGAGUACAGAAAAAAAUUAAAAACUAAAAAAAGUAAAAAAUUUCAAAAAUUAUGAAAAAGAGGGGAAAAUUUUUUUUCACAAAAUGGCGACUGCCUGAAAAAAAAAAGUUUUUUUGGAUCACUUUUUCUGACUAUUUCGAAUUUUUUAAAAAUAAUAAAAAUAAAAAUUUUGGGAUGGGGCUAGUUCCAACCAUAGACAAGCCUAUAAGGAAGACUCUAUAAAAUUUUCAAGUAAAUCGGUCCAGUAGAACCUGAGAAAUCGUGGGUAUCGUUCCGAAAAAAAAAAUCCACUUGGACACAUAUUUCUGAAUAGUUAAACUUUGAAAAUAAUGUAUAAAAAAAAAUUCAAUUUUUUUUUUUAAUUUCUAGACCAGAAUACCCCCUUAACCCCCAUCAACAUCAACUGAUGACACAUCAAUAAAAUAAAGGAAUUGGUGCUUGAGAAUCGACGACUAAAAGUCAGAGAUCUUACUGGCAUCGUUGGAAUAUCGGUAGGAUCAGUGAAGACCAUUUUGAAAGAUCAUUUGGUCCUAAGAAAAGUGAAAGCACGAAACGUUCCAAAGUCACAAAAUUUUUUCGAAAAACAGCUCGUCAACGUCUGUGAAACAAUGCUUUGCUACUACCAAGAUAUCAUGAAAUGUACUAUCACUGGCGACGAGUCUUGGAUCUAUGCUUACGACUCGGAAAAAGACGAAGAAUCGGUCUAAUAUGGCAAAGCUGAAACGAAGCCGCGAAAACCACGCCAAAGUAGAUCAAAAAUCAAGGUUAUGUUGACAGUUUUCUCGCCGAAUUUCUUCCGACCGACCAAACUGCCAACAAGGAAUAUUAUUUGAGUGUCAUGCGUUGUUUGCUUGAAGCUAUUCGUAAAAAGAGGCCGGAAUUGUGUGUUGACGGUCUUGGUUUAAGACCACGAUAAUGCACCGCUGCAUACUUCAUUGAUUCUUCGUGCGUUUUCGCCAAAUUUUCAACCAAUAUCGUGCCGCAAUCACCGUAUUCGAUUGAUUUAGCUCCGUGUGAGUUCUGGGUAUUCAGCAAACUCAAACGGUCGCCCCAGGGUAAACGUUUUGAGUCAAUUGAAGACCUUAAACGUGAAUCGCUCCGCGCAUUGAAGGCUAUUCCCGAAAUUGACUUUAACAACUGUUUCGAGGAUUGGAAAGAACGUUGGCGCAAGUGUAUUAGGGCCAAAGGAGUUUAGUUUGUGGUAGCUUUACUAUUUUUUGCACAUAGUAGUACUAUAUGAAUAGUAUGUAAGUACUUAAGAGGAAAUAAAUGGCGUACAAUUGUUAUUAUUCAAUUAAUUAUUAAUUAAAUUAUAAAAAAGAAAUAUUGAUGAAGAAAAAAAUGCAAAUAAUAUGCUUUCAAAAGUAUUUUAUAUCUUUAUAUAAAUCCGGCAAAUAAUAAAAAUUUGUAUGUAAAUAUUUUCUAAACCUUAAGAAAAUUAAUUUUUUAAUACCGUCCUUUAUAAAACUAUAAGCGACUUAAGAUCAAGCUGUACAUAAAAAUUUAACAAAGAAGCACGACAAAAAUUAAGUUCUGUUAAAGCUUAAAAGCCAUAUUAUAUUUACUUUUAACAUAAUGUAAUAAUAACAGCGCAUUGAAUAAGCAAUACGUUAUAAAAGGUUAAAAAUGGCAAGGUCAUAGCUUUAAUUGUAAAAAACUGUUGCAUGUAAAAAAUAAAAAAUGACACUAUUUACUAAAUAAAUAUUAACUAUAUGUAUAGAUAUUAAAAAAUAAAUAAAUGCAAGUAA
Bactrocera neohumeralis is the source of this 4731-nucleotide messenger RNA. RefSeq names its product proton-coupled amino acid transporter-like protein pathetic. Gene Ontology annotation, biological process: amino acid transmembrane transport. Bases 332 to 1717 code for a protein of 461 amino acids. Gene Ontology annotation, molecular function: amino acid transmembrane transporter activity. The record is from RefSeq and is a predicted model, not a curated record. Lineage: Eukaryota; Metazoa; Arthropoda; Insecta; Diptera; Tephritidae. Gene Ontology annotation, cellular component: vacuolar membrane. The transcript is spliced from 7 exons.